Molecule: messenger RNA, 1066 nt
Organism: Exaiptasia diaphana
Lineage: Eukaryota; Metazoa; Cnidaria; Anthozoa; Actiniaria; Aiptasiidae
Product: C-type lectin BfL-2
Exons: 5
Coding region: 139-879 (246 amino acids)
Molecular function (GO): signaling receptor activity
Source: RefSeq, a predicted model, not a curated record
UACAAUAUGAUACAAUAAGCAGCUGUGAGGGUCAUGGUCACAUUUAUUGAAAAUCAUCCUUGGGGAUGAAGACUGCAAGACUUCUUAAAGAAAAGAACCAGCACAACGGAGGUCAUCAAUACAAUCUAACGACAAAUAAUGAGAUUUAUUAAACUAUAUGCAGUCCGCGCAUGCCUAAUUGCACUAGCUGUUGUUGAGAACAAAGCCCAGACAAAGUCAUCUUAUUACGCCCGGCAUCCGGGAAUCCAGCUUCAAGGUCACGUGAUCAAAAACAUUGCGACAUCAAACAUUUUGAAUUGCAUGUUUGAAUGCAGUAAAACACAGGGAUGCUUAUCGAUCAAUUCUCACAACACUGGUAACGCGAUACACUGUGAGCUUAACAAGUCAAACCGGUAUGGCAGGCAAGCAAACCUGAUUAAAACCAGUUUGGAUCACGAGUAUUUGGAAAUGGUAUUCGUUUGGCCCGAUGCUUGCUUUCAGAAACUGGAUGGUUGGCAUCGAGGCAAGUCUGCUGCCUAUAAGAUUGUUAAAGAGCCUGCAAACUUUCUAGAAGCUCGACAACGGUGUCAGAAAAUGUCGGCAGGCGCAGAUCUGGUGUCCCUUGCCGACAAAGAAGAGGAGGAAACCUUCGACCAGUAUCUUCAAGGCAUUGGAGACAUAAAUGAAAUUUGGAUUGGACUAAGUGAUCUUGCUAAAGAAGGGACUUUUGUUUGGUCUGAUGGCAAUAAUUCGACCUACACAAACUGGAUUAAUGGAGAACCAAAUAAUUAUAAUGGUAAUGAGCAUUGCACCAUUAAAAGGCUUGAAAACAGUUGGAUGUGGAAUGACGAUAAGUGUGAAGUAAAAGCUCCAUUCGCUUGCAAAGUGUUAUGCACGUAAAAAGAAGUCAAAUGACCACCCCACACCAAAAAAGUAUCCUAAUAUGGGUGGCUAGCUCAUAUAGCACCUAUGACAACUGACCUGUGUAGAAAGGGAAAUAUUCUGCUUAAACAUUACCCAUGCAUUAAUUGUAAUAUUUAAAAUGCAAUGCAUAUUUCGUAAGUACAUUUUUUCUCUGAUAGUCCAA